AUGUUAGAUGUAGCUCACUUGACUGGUCUCCUAAUCUUGGGCAAUCCAAUUCAUGCUCUCCUUGAGCCUCCAAAAGUGACCUUUACUUUAAACACUGACAUGCGCUAUACAGAUUUCUCCAAAAAAUACAAAGGCAAGCUUGGUUCCCUUGUCCAGGACAAAGAAAGAACUGCUUUUUACUUACUUUGGCUUUGUGAGUUUCUUUUUUGUGUCCCUGGGUACAAGAUCACGAAGGAAUACCUCCCCUUUGCCUUAUGUGUGCAAGAUGGCCAACUUAUGGCUUUAGCCCCUUAUCUUCUUGCCACCCUUUACAAGGCCCUAUUUUCCUUUGUCGACAAGAAGAUUUCUGGCAACUGUGGUGGCCCCUUCUGGCUCUUCCAGGCCUGGUUAUAUGCAUAUUUCCCUAAGGCACGACCCCCACAAGCUAACACCUUGAAACUAGUUUUCCACUCCUAUGUUGAGCAAUUGCUCACUUAUAACAGCCAACCUAUUCUCACUUUCAGAAAUCAUCUUACCAUGUUUUACAACCUUCCUUCGAAGAGACCUUCCAACUUGUACAUGCCAUUUCAAAACUUUCAAUUCUCCUCCAGUAGACUUCGCUUCCUCUUCACAGACCCUUCUGAUUUACACAAUGAGCAAGUCCAAGAACAAAAUGAGGCUUGGAGACACAUUCUCACCUCUAGACAUGUCUUGGUUGGUUGUUCCACAUCCUCCACCAAGAUGUCCAACUGUAGUUUUGAGACAUACUGUCCCAAUCAAUGGUCCAGGCAAUUAGGUCUUUCCCAGGGUAUCCCUUAUCCUUAUUUCCACCCAACUAUCCAUGAGGAGAUUGGGUCCAGAAUCUACUUCAAAGAUCCUAGGCAAGCUGAAUCAAUUCUGACAGAGAACACCAAACUUUUCCAAGAUUUUGGCCCCUUCUUCAUCAAACCUACUUCGGACUGCUCCACUGCUUUUGACCAUUGGUGGGGACUUAUGACUGCCAUUAUUUUCUGCAAGCCACUUGAAACCUGGCUUCACAAUACUUGUAUUCAUAAUCAGGGCCCCAUAUCCUCGCCUUCCAAGCUUAAGGCUACAGCCAAAAUUGGGCCUGCUGCUAAACCAUUGGUUAGGGACCAACAUAAAGGCAAGGCUCCAAUGGAUCCAACUACUCAGACGAACACCCCCUCAGCUCCACAAUUAAUGAGAAAAAGAAGGAGAUUACUCCUUACUGCUGCUGAUGAUGAGGAUCCUUCCACUUCUCCUCAACACAUUCAUCCAAUUCCCAAUCCCAUCAGCAAUGUACCCAGAGAACCCACUGUACAACCAACUCCACCACCACCUGAGGCAUCUCAACAAACUUCCUUACAACCUGCUUCACAGUCUUCGUCACAGCAAUCUACACAAUCUGCAUCACAACAUCCUUCCACUUCUCCUCAACACAUUGAUCCAAUUCCUAGUCCCAUCACCAAUGUACCCAGAGAACCCACUGUAGAACCAACUCCAACACCACCUCAAGCAUCUCAACAAACUUCCUUACAACCUCCUUCACAGUCUUUACCACAGCAAUCUACACAAUCUGCAUCACAUAAUCCUUCACAGCUAGAACCUCCUCCUAUUGCUCUCAGGGAUGUCACAGUUGGGGCUGUCUCGAUGGAGGUUGAUUGCCCAGGGGGCACUGAGCCUAUUAUUGUCCCUUCUGUCUUUAGCCCUCAACCAUCACCAUCCAACCCCUCCAAUUCCCAAACUUCAAACAAAGAAUCAGAGAGGAUUGAUUUUGAUAUUUCAAUCAACAGCCAAUCCUCUCCAACAGAUGACAAUACAAAAUUCCCUCAACCAGAAGUUCACAACAACCAAGGGAUGGACAUAAUACACGACUCAUCUCCACGACCAAUGUCUGCGAAAGAACUUGAAGGUCCUCAUGACUUUCCCCUGUUAGCAGAACUAGAAAAAGAGCCUGAAGGCACUGAUGCUGCCAUUUCAUCAGUACCCGAAACAACUCCUCCUGCUGCCACAACCGCAGUCGAACAAGGCCAACCGUCUGCGCGCACAUUAUCAAGACAGGAUGUUCAAACCAAAAAAGAUUUCCUAAACGAAGCCCACACCAUAUCUACUUCACUUAAACUAAGCCAGCAAACCUCUAUAGCCAUUCUUGAGCAACACUCAGCACUUGAACUUAAGGAAACCAAACUUAUGGCAGAACUUGCCUCUGUCCGGCAAAGAAAGGCUCAUCUGCAGCAGCAACAUGACCAACUUAAUCAAGAAGCAAGGAUGAUGCUCUCCCAAAUUAGACAUCGUUCUGCAUCAAUUCAGACAACUAAAGCUGAGUUGGACCAAGCCCAAGCCAUGCUGGCAGAUGCUCAAUCAGAAUGGGGUGUUCUAGCCAUUCUCUUCCCCAAAUCCUAG
Molecule: messenger RNA, 2382 nt
Organism: Camellia sinensis
Lineage: Eukaryota; Viridiplantae; Streptophyta; Magnoliopsida; Ericales; Theaceae
Source: RefSeq, a predicted model, not a curated record